Messenger RNA from Patiria miniata (bat star), 2499 nucleotides. RefSeq lists its product as uncharacterized. Gene Ontology annotation, cellular component: nucleus; cytoplasm. The record is from RefSeq and is a predicted model, not a curated record. Gene Ontology annotation, molecular function: protein binding. The transcript has 2 exons. Lineage: Eukaryota; Metazoa; Echinodermata; Asteroidea; Valvatida; Asterinidae. The coding region runs from base 907 to 2118 and encodes 403 amino acids.
UUGAAAUCAGACAGAUAGUUGAGACAAAGGUGCGCCUACGUGCCAACAUUUGGGUCGAAAAAGGUCGAUAGCAGACAUCUGCAAAGAGCAAACGUUUAAAUCUUAUGGAUGAUGGGUCAAGAUGUCAACCUGGCAGACAGUUUUCGUGUUUAUUUGGGAGGAGACAAAAGCCGACAAGGGUCAGGCAGAAACAAACAAAAUUUGAUAUUAUGAAAACACGGGUCCAAUUACCUUUCUGACGAAAAGCAACAGAAGAGUUGUUUGGGUAAACCAAAUACCACAUUGAAAGUAACCCACAUUCAAAUUUCUUUGUGAGGAUCCAGGCACCUCUUUCGAUCCCCACCAGCAGAAAAAUCGUUGAAAAAUCAUGACCGCGCUAACUACGCCAGUGUCAAAGCAGCUUAUUAGAAUCGAUAAAGAUGACUCGCGUCUAGUGUAUCAGUCAACCCGACACACAAAAACGCGAUUCUCGUCAUGAAACCGCGAAGGUGACGUAGAAGGGUAACUGAAACCUCGCCUGGUAAACACGGCGUUUCGUAUGGUACGACGUACGGCGCGAUGUCACUGUUGACGGUGGAGAUGCCGUAUGAAUGAACUGCUGACGAAAGCAGCUGGGUUGACGAUGCAGUGGGAUACUAGUACACUGUGCAUGCAGUGAGGCCCGCGAUGCGGGAAUGAUAUAUAAGAAACAGAUGGGUUUGGGAGGUUGUCAUUCGAUCAAACUUCGACGAGCGGGAGCAACGCGUGUGUAGCUGUUUUAAGCCAUCGGGUUUUCUGGAGCUUACACAUCAGACUGUGUACUAUAGCUCUGUAGUCCCGGGGUUUGAAAACUCAACAAGCUCGCAUCAGCAAGCCAACCCAGUUCUCUCGAUUGUUUAUCAACAUCUUCGGCCGAUCGUAACCAUCAUGUUCCCGCAGGAGUGCAAGUCAAGCCACCAUGCCUUGGUGCGUGCCAUCUCGGCAGGUCGUCCCCGUCAAGUUGGGAUGCUCUUGGAUGCCGGAACGAGUCCCGAUGAGAGAGACGAGUGCGGCAAGACGCCUCUCAUCCACGCCAUCUUCGUGGAGGAUCCCAAGAACCGCCGCAAAGUCGUCAAGAUGCUGCUCAAGAAGGGUGCCGCUGUCGCCACCACCGACGCUACGGGGAGGAGUGCCCUCUCGUGGGCGUGUCUGCAAGGCAAAGACAGGGAGGUGGAUCUGCUGCUGCAGUACAGCGACGUCAACUUGGACUUGAACCACAACGACGUCAGCGGGCGCACGGCCCUGUUCCACGCUGCCAGCUCCGGCAGCGCCGCGUCAGUCAAGCUGAUGGUUGACGCCCUGGUGGAGUGUGGCAUGAGCGUGGAUGUGGCCGACUUCAACGGGGUGACUCCCCUCAUGCAAGCCCUCAGUCUCGGCUUCGAUGUCUGCGCCACCAUCCUCAUCAAGCAAGGCAAGGCAUCCACCACCGUGGCAGAUUCCAGCUUCCUGAGUGCCUUCGACUGGGCCAAGCCCAGCCGAGGGUCCCCAGUCCCCCGCAACCAUCUUCCCGACAUCUCCGAGUCUUCGAGUUCAAGGGGUGUCUUCAGCGCGGACUGCCGCCGUCGCAGCAGCGGGCUGUGCAGGAUGUGCACCCGGGUCUCCUCGGUCACCGACACGGAGUUCGAUUCCUGCUACGGCUCCGAGUCGUCCUACUGCGAGGACGGCUUGAACGACCUGGACACCAGAGGACGGUCGCAGUCAUUCAGCGACGACGACAUCUUUGACCUGGCGUCCCUGUCUCUGGCCGACUUUUCUCCCAAGAGGAGGCCAUCUUCUCAAGAUUCUGGAUGCGAGAGCUGUCAAGAUGGAUUGCCUCCAAUAAACAAACGACCAGGCUCGGCAGUAAGACGACCAAGAGCGCACAUCCGCCGAAACACUGUCUCGGGACGCCUCGGAAAUAUUCGUGAGAGCACCGGCAGCGACGAAGUGUUCUCCGAUGACGAUGACGACUGCCGCUCGGCCCUCUCCGACCAAUCAGAGAUGAGGAGACAACACGGGUUCCCGAUGAUUUCAGAAGGGCGUUUCUCAUUGGCUUCCCGGGCCGACGGCAGCACCAGACCGCUGACUGCACUACGUGCGCAGAUCGACAAACUUCUGUAACUUGUAACAAAUUCGGAUUGUCCAAAUUCCGGUGAGAUUCCCUUUUUGGUCAAAACAUCAUAAAAUGACAAAAACAAUAAAUAAAACAACUGAAACUUCAAAUCGAUUGAAAAGGUAUUCAUUAUAAGCUAAUUAAAGCAACAAAACUUACUUAACAUUGGCGAUAAAACAACAGAGUGUUGGGUAUUCACUAAUCAUAUUUCGAAUCCUAAACCAGUUUUUCUUUCACUUUCUCGUUAAGAAAUUGAAUCUAUUUUAAUGGCAUUGUAAAAACAAAUGAAGCAAAUAAACUCUUUUAGACUGAAAUGGUGAAUAUCAUCCGAUUAAAAUGAAAUACUACAGGAAAAGUAAAACCACCCAAUAAGUUAUUUGCUGACCAAU